CCAUGUUCAAACAAAUCCUGUUCCAAGCAAUGUUGUUAAUGUUGAUAAUAGUUGUGUGGAAGCUGUUUCCUUUCAGGUUGAUUCAUUUUCAGUUGAGCAAAUCAUUAUGGAACCAGGUGAAAUGCCUGCUCAAAUUUUUCAGGAUGCAGAUGUAACUGAAUCCCUACUAGAUAAUAUUGAACCAGAGCCAAAUCUUGUAGAACCAGCUCAAGUUAAUUUACCCGAGGAACAAUUGCAUGUGCUAGAUCUGCUAAUCCAUCGCACAACCCUUUUGAAAGACAUGAUAACAGAAUUUUAUAAUCCAAAUGUAUUGAAAUCUACUAUAUUUUUUAAAGUAGUUGAUGCAAGAGGUAUGUUUGAGGAGGGAGAAGGAAGAGGUGUUGCACGUGAUCUUCUUACAGAGUUUUGGCACCUUUCUUAUCAGUCAUUAUCUAUUGGAGCAUCUACCAAGGUGCCAGCCAGUCGUCAUGAUUAUCAAAAGCUGGAAUGGGAGGCAGUGGCUAGAAUCAUGUUGUAUGGCUACUGCAAAGAAGUGUUCCCCAUUACAUUGUGUUCAGCUUUUGUUGCAUGUACUCUUCAUGGUGAAGACAGUGUUUCUUGUGAAGUGCUGUUAAACUCUUUCAUGGAGUAUAUGGCUGAAGACGAGAGAGAAGUGGUUGAUAACUUAAUGAAAAAUCGAUCAAAGAUAUGUAAAAAUGAAGACUUACUUGAAGUUUUAGGAAGCUAA
Xenia sp. Carnegie-2017 is the source of this 727-nucleotide messenger RNA. RefSeq lists its product as uncharacterized. Bases 107 to 727 code for a protein of 206 amino acids. The transcript is spliced from 2 exons. The record is from RefSeq and is a predicted model, not a curated record. Lineage: Eukaryota; Metazoa; Cnidaria; Anthozoa; Malacalcyonacea; Xeniidae.